This is a messenger RNA of Amborella trichopoda, 1500 nucleotides long. Its product is annotated as NAD(P)-binding Rossmann-fold superfamily protein. The record is from RefSeq and is a predicted model, not a curated record. Lineage: Eukaryota; Viridiplantae; Streptophyta; Magnoliopsida; Amborellales; Amborellaceae. Gene Ontology annotation, molecular function: nucleotide binding; oxidoreductase activity. Gene Ontology annotation, cellular component: cytoplasm. Gene Ontology annotation, biological process: NADPH regeneration.
AUUCCUGCUGUUUUAUUGUUUUUAUCAGGUGAAAAUACAAUAACUUCGGUAGUGCAAAGUUAAACCAGCUUAGCUCUGUCCAGUCUCUACAAAUCUCACGAAGGGACAUCCACAAUCUGUUCCCAGUGAUGGAUGGUGGAAAUUAUGAAUAGGACAGUCCCAGUGGCUCCCACUAAGCUUAACAUUAUUGCCUGUUGGUGCACAUUUGAAGGGUGCAAUGACAUCAGUUGAAGAGAAAAUGUUGCCUCAUAUUGCACUACUUGGUGGUGGCAUAUUUGUUCGUUCACAAUACAUUCCUAGGCUAAAAGAGAUAUCUCAAACUGUGGUUCUCAGAGUGAUUUGGAGCCGAAGCGAGGAAUCUGCAAAAGCUGCGGCAGAACUUGCCCAUGAAUUCUCACCAAAUGUAGAAUAUAAAUGGGGAGAUGCAGGCCUCAAUGAUAUCAUUCAAGAUAGUUCGAUACAUGGAGUUCUAAUUGUUCUCACAGCUCAAGUUCAGGUGGACAUUUCACUAAGAAUGCUGAGGGCAGGGAAGCAUGUUCUACAAGAGAAACCAGCAGCAAGUUCUCUGAGCGAAGCAGAAAAUGCAAUGUUGUUUUACCAUUCUUUGCAUGCCAAUUUCCCUCAUCGACCAAUUUGGGCUGUUGCAGAGAAUUAUCGAUUCGAGCCUGCUUUUGUGGAGUCACAAAGAUUAGCAAAAGAAGUUGGUGACAUGAUGAGUGUGCAAGUCAUUGUUGAGUCAUCAAUGAAUAGCUCCAAUCCCUAUUUCUCAAGCUCAUGGAGACGGAACUUUGCUGGAGGUUUCAUACUGGAUAUGGGGGUACAUUUUGUUGCAGGAUUGAGAAUGAUUGUUGGAUAUGAGGUGACAUCGAUCUCUGCUAUUUCUCGCCAUGUUGAUACCAGUCUGCCUCCGCCAGAUAACGUUUGUGCGGUAUUUCAGCUAGAAAAUGGCUGUGGCGGAGUGCUCGUGUUGUCUGUUUCCACGAGAUCACCCAAGAUAUCUUGGCGAGUUGUUGGCUCAAAGGGAUCUGUUGAAACUGAACGUGGAAUCAGAAAUGGGCAGCAUGGUUACACAGUAACAUACAGCCCUGCCGGUGAACCGCCUCAAUGUUCAUUUUAUCCAUUUUGUGGAGUAAAUGAAGAAUUGAAAGCUUUUGUCCAAGACAUUUCACAGGCAAACCUUAAGGAUGGUGAAGCAUAUGAACCAGACCCUCGUGGUACGUAUUUAGAGGGGGCUCGGGAUGUUGCACUUGUUGAGGCAAUGCUUGAAUCCGGUUUGAAGAAUGGAGAGCUGUUCCAUGUCAAAAAGCUAUAAAUACUGACCUUUGGCUCACCUAUUUUCAAGAGGAUCAUAUUUAGAUAAUAAAGAGGAAAAAGAAAGGAAAAAUAUGUGAUAUUGCCUUUAUAUGAGUAGCCAUUGUGAUUUAGGGACUGGGAUUUUACCAAGGAUAUUGCAUUGACAAAUUAGAGAUUUAUUGAAGAAAGUCUGUUGGUUAAUCCUUC